UUAGAAAACAAUCAGUGACGUCACGGAUUGGCUGUCAUUGGGUUCUGUGCAAUUUGUCUGGGGGAUUUUGUGAGGAAAAUGCCGAAGAAAAUGGGAGAAAACACAAAGGCCGUGGAGGCCAGAGAGCGGAAGUUGCAGGCGAAGAAGGCGCUCAAUGAGAAAAUCGCCAAGGAGAAAGAGGAUGCCCUCUGGCAGGAUGAUGACAAAAACCUUGCCAAGAAGAAGCAACGAAAGGAGGAGGAAGAGAGAAAAAGGGCUGAGCAACUGAAGAAGAAGCAGGAGGCCAAGCUACUCCUGGAGCAGGAAAUGAGUUCGAUUAAGACGACGGGGAAACCUUCAAUUCAGAAGAUCACCCGAGCUCAGAUCCAGAAGGAAGUGGAAACGAGAAACAAGAAUAUCGAAGCUAUCAAUAAACCUGCCAAACCGAAAAAUGAACUGCUGGAGGAGAACCUCAAUCGAGUGGAUCUGGAAAGUACUGUGGCCACAAAUGUUGACGAAGCUAUUGCUGCUCUAAGUUUCAAGGAUGACGCUGUCGAUAAGCAUCCGGAAAAACGAAUGAAGGCUGCUUUUAAGGCGUUCGAGGAGGAAAAUAUGACGAGAAUUAAACUGGAGAAUCCAACACUGAAGCUGUCCCAGUGGAAGCAACUUCUGUUUAAGGAAUGGACCCGCUCUCCUCAAAAUCCCAUGAAUAAACCACAGUAGAAUGUACUUGAAAUUCUUGUUCUCAAUCCUCGAUUUUUAUUAUUUAUCAAAAUGGUCAUAAAUUAUUUCUUUCAUUUUUCUUUUUGGAUUCACUGAUUCCAAAUUCUGAUUAAACUAAUGAAUUAAAAAUGGA
This is a messenger RNA of Phlebotomus papatasi, 835 nucleotides long. Its product is annotated as coiled-coil domain-containing protein 124. NCBI's taxonomy places the organism in Eukaryota, Metazoa, Arthropoda, Insecta, Diptera, Psychodidae. Bases 79 to 702 code for a protein of 207 amino acids. Gene Ontology annotation, cellular component: nucleus. Gene Ontology annotation, molecular function: transcription coactivator activity. The record is from RefSeq and is a predicted model, not a curated record. The transcript is spliced from 2 exons. Gene Ontology annotation, biological process: transcription by RNA polymerase II.